Purpureocillium lilacinum is the source of this 1641-nucleotide messenger RNA. RefSeq lists its product as uncharacterized. Gene Ontology annotation, molecular function: CoA-ligase activity. Gene Ontology annotation, biological process: secondary metabolic process. Lineage: Eukaryota; Fungi; Ascomycota; Sordariomycetes; Hypocreales; Ophiocordycipitaceae. The record is from RefSeq and is a predicted model, not a curated record.
AUGGUACACACAUCUGCCUGGACGGAUGUCGCCAUCCCCAACAUCGACAUCUGGACCAUGUACAUGGAACAGCCCAAGGAGUACCCAGACAACCACACUCUCCUCGUCGAUUGCGACACCAACCGCUCCUACACCUUCGCGGACAUCAAGGCCCAUUCCAUCGCCUUCGGCAGGGGCCUGAGGCACGUCUUCAAGUGGCAAAAGGGCGAUGUCCUCGCCUUCUUCUCCCCCAACAACAUCGACACCCCCGUUGUCAACCUCGGCCUGCACUGGGCGGCCGGCAUCGCCAGCCCCGCGAACCCGACCUACACGGUCGACGAGUUUGCGCGCCAGCUUGAAGACUCGCGCGCCAGGGUCGUCGUCACUCAGAAGCCUUUCCUCAAGACGGCAUGCGAUGCGGCCGCCAAGGCUGGCAUUCCGCGCGACCACAUCAUCCUCAUGGGUGAUGGGCGCGACGAGACUGGCAUUCACCGCCACUGGACCGACAUCAACGCCAAUGGCGCAUGGCUGCAGCCCUCCAAGCCGUCCGUAGACCCGAAGAAGGACUUGGCGUAUCUGGUUUAUAGCUCGGGAACGACUGGCCUCCCCAAGGGCGUCAUGCUGUCGCACUACAAUGUCGUCGCCAACUCGCACCAGUCACGGCGCUUCGACAUCAAGACGCUCAACUGGGACAUUGACGCGCAGAUCGGCGUCCUUCCGUUCUUCCACAUCUACGGCCUUGGCGUUGUCCUCAACGUCACCCUCAUCAGCGGCGCCAAGUGCGUCAUCAUGCCCAAGUUUGACCUGCAAAAGGCGUGCCGCAUCAUCCAGGACCACAGAAUCACCUUCCUCUACGUCCCGCCCCCGAUCGUCCUCGCCUUCGGCAAGGCCCCCGUCGUCAGCCAGUACGACCUCUCCUCCGUCCGAUGGAUCAACUCCGCCGCUGCGCCCCUCAGUCGGGACCUCGUUGUGGCCGUGUGGGAGCGUCUCAAGAUUGGCGUCAAGCAGGGCUAUGGACUGUCCGAGACGAGUCCCUCUGUCCACACCCAGCUGCAGGACGAGUGGUGGCGCUUCCAGGGCUCUGUUGGCCGUCUGCUGCCCAAUAUGCAGGCCAAGAUUGUCGACGAGGAGGGCAAAGAAGUACCCGCCGGUGAGUCUGGCGAGCUGCUGGUCAAGGGCCCCAACAUCUUCCAGGGCUACUGGAACAAGCCGGAGCUCAACAAGGACACCUUUACCGAGGACGGCUGGUACAAGACGGGUGACGUCUUCUACGUCUGCCCCAAGGGCAACUACUACAUCACCGACCGCAUGAAGGAGCUCAUCAAGUACAAGGGCUUUCAGGUCCCGCCCGCCGAGCUCGAGGCCAAGCUCAUCGGCCGCGAGGACAUCGCCGAUGUCUGCGUCGUCGGCGUCUGGGACAAGGAGCAGCACACCGAGAUCCCUCGCGCGUAUGUGGUUGUCCGCCAGGGCGUGGAGGAGAGCGAGGCGUUGGCAAAUGACAUUGUCGCCUGGCUGAACGAGCGCGUCGCGCCGCCCAAGAAGUUGCGCGGUGGCGUGCGCUUCAUCAAGGAGGUGCCCAAGUCGCAAGCCGGCAAGAUCCUGCGGAGACUGCUGAGGGACCAGGCCAGGAAAGAGGACGAGGGGCCCAAGGCUAAGCUGUAG